UUGAUUUCCCAGUAUGUAUUGUUACCUCUACUGCAGAAAAUCUCUUAUAAAUAACAUGCAUUAAAAAAACUAGUUUUUGUAUAUAAUAUGUAUAUAUACCUAACCACCACCCCCAUAACAUCUUUCCGGGGCUGCGCGGAAAUUUUUCGGUUUUUUUCUUAAAAAUGAAUUUUAUUUUUUGUUUCAUUUCUCUGAAAUCAUUCUAUUUUUUGUUUCGUUGAGAUCAAAAUUUUAUUUUCGCGCAACUCUGGUAUCCCCCUAAAAUUCAUCCUCUUCUAUUAUUUAUGCGGAAUUUAUGCGGAAUUCCUUGAGCAUUGGGUGAGGUCAGGUUUAGAACUCUUACAACUGUGUUCAACCAAAAUAAAAAAUUGAAUUAAACAAAAAAUACCCAAAGCUUCAACAAGUGUAUGACAGUCCUUCACAAAAUACCAAGCAGCGAAAGGAUAAUCAGUUGGUGGACAUUUAACCAAAUUAAUUCCAAAAAAAAUUAUCAAGUUCAGUGCGUGGGUUUAAGCCCUACAAAAUUGUAUAAAUUAGAAAUUGUAAAAUCUAUUUACGUAGUAAUUGUGGUGUCCGAUGGUUGUAACUCUGACCAUCCCAUACGGAAGAAACUCCACAAACAAAACACUGUUACUGUUACAUUUAAAUUAUUUCGAUUUAAUUUUUGUUUGCCCUAUAUAUUUAUUUUACAGAUAUUUAGCUUAAGCUUCAUUCAGGACAACAGUUAUAUGCAAAUUUACCAAAAAAUUAUUAGCAAAAUUAAGGACUUUCCGUGGAUCUACAAAUAUUUUUUAUAA
Messenger RNA from Meloidogyne enterolobii, 797 nucleotides. Lineage: Eukaryota; Metazoa; Nematoda; Chromadorea; Rhabditida; Meloidogynidae. The record is from the annotation of a GenBank genome assembly.